Messenger RNA from Cyprinodon variegatus (sheepshead minnow), 1859 nucleotides. It is a transcript of the gene gucd1, whose product is annotated as guanylyl cyclase domain containing 1. The transcript is spliced from 6 exons. The record is from RefSeq and is a predicted model, not a curated record. NCBI's taxonomy places the organism in Eukaryota, Metazoa, Chordata, Actinopteri, Cyprinodontiformes, Cyprinodontidae. The coding region runs from base 307 to 990 and encodes 227 amino acids.
GAAGAAGAGGAAACAGCUGAGAAGUGAGGCUAAACAAAAGACAGAAAUAACGGCAGUUUCUCAUUGGUUUACAUCUGUAGUUGAUGCCUUUUUUUGUUUUCAAGAAGUUUGCGUUGUAGCUCUUUUUGAUUUCUAAGCAGCGGGCAUGUCAGCUGUGUUAAACUGGGAGCUAAGCUAACAGCUGGAUAGCUCUGUUCUUUUAACUUGUUAGCCCUGAUGAGGGUAGCUAACUACGCCCUCAGAGUGGUAAACAAGGCUCCCCAUCUCACCCUGUGUUAGCUGGCCUCUUUACAACAGCACAACAGAAUGACAGAGGAUGCCAUCCUGCUGAAAGUACCCGUUAUUCGGCAGCGGUACCACUGGGACUGUGGCUUAGCCUGCUCCAGGAUGGUUCUGAAGUAUCUGCACCCUGUGAGUGAGGAGGAGUUUGUCAGAGCUUGCCGUGAGCUGCAGCUGACAGAGAGUGUGUGGACCAUUGACCUGGCCUACCUCAUGUGCCAUCUGGGAGUCAAACACUGCUUUUGCACCCAGACUCUAGGCGUAGAUAAAGGCUUCAAAAAUCAGUCCUUCUAUAAGAAGCAUUUUGACACAGAAGAAGACAGAGUAAACAGACUCUUCCUCAAAGCAGAAAGCAAAGGUGUGGUAGUAAAGAAAUGUUCAGUGACAGUCCAGGAAGUCCAGUCCCAUCUAGAGCAGGGUCACGUGGCCAUAGUGCUGGUCAACGCCGUUGUCCUGAUGUGCGAGUCAUGCUCUUCCCCUGUCAAAUACUGCUGCUUCCUACCUGUGGGACAGAAGUGUUUCUGCCGGAAGCCAGAGUACCAGGGUCACUUUGUGGUUGUGUGCGGCUUCAACAGGACCUCUGGCUGCAUCUUCUACAACAAUCCAGCAUAUGACGACCGGGUGUGCUGCACCAGCGUCAGUAACUUCGAAGAGGCCAGACGGAGCUAUGGAACAGACGAGGAUAUCCUGCUUGUCUUCAAACAGAGCUGAUGGACAGCAAAGAUGAUCUUGGAUUUUAUCAAUACACCAUCAGAUGACAGCAGUGUUUGGUUUUAUCGCCACAAGCUCAGCAUUUUACCCCGAUGGAUGUAAAUGUUCACUUCAUAAAAGAAGACAAAACUACUCAAACAUUCUCAUCUAAGACGGAUUAUUUUUCUACUCCACUGCAUUAGUUCAUAUGAAUUGUCUCUAUUUACUGUCUUAGCCUGUAGCUGUUCAUGAUGGAUCCAUUGAGCAGCUAAACUCAGAGGAAUAUUAAACUUAUUCACCUUUGGAUGAAUUUGGGGAAACUUGGCUUUGAAUGUGAAUAACCAGGGAUGACGUGGACAUUAUUCAGGGUCUACCAUAACGACUUACAGUGUUGUGCAUUUAAUCUUUUUGUUGUGUUCAGCUACUCAUCUUUGCCCCCCCCAAAUCUGUGGAAAGAUCCAAACUUCCUUUACAUUCAAAAGAUCUAAGGGCAGGGAACCAGACAGCAGCAGUGUUGUGAUCAUCUCAGGUAAUCAAAGCUCUGAAGCUCGCCAGCGCUGGACCAAUGCAAUAUUCUGUCUGCCGGACUCUGAACACGGAGAAACAAGUUUGUCAGUUCCACUCAAUCGAGGAGAAACAACUAAAAGAAAACUUUCUGUCUGAUGCUGCAGAAUGGAUGGAUACGCUGUUGCUCAUAUGGGUUACAUUAAACUCUAGGCUAAUUUUCUCCUUCCCUUUUGGUUUUAUUUUUAUUUAAGUUGUGGGAAUGUAUACAUCCUUGCACUACAUUUUUCAUACCACCCUCGGUUGUGUUAUUUAAAAGAAAAUCUUUUUCUAGCGCUGCAAUUUGUCACUGCCGUCUCGUUUUGCUCUGAUGAAAACAAAUGACA